Molecule: messenger RNA, 2333 nt
Organism: Pangasianodon hypophthalmus (striped catfish)
Lineage: Eukaryota; Metazoa; Chordata; Actinopteri; Siluriformes; Pangasiidae
Gene: alpi.2
Product: alkaline phosphatase, intestinal, tandem duplicate 2
Exons: 11
Coding region: 68-1648 (526 amino acids)
Biological process (GO): dephosphorylation
Cellular component (GO): plasma membrane
Molecular function (GO): alkaline phosphatase activity
Source: RefSeq, a predicted model, not a curated record
UAUAGUGAGGCUAUAAACAGAAAAACCUGUGUAUGUGUGUGUGUUCCUUCAUCCUCUAAUCCACACCAUGGCUCUCCGACACACGCUUACAUCUGGAAUAUUAAUUUUAUUUUUGAUUAAUGUCUGUUUUUCUGACAUCCCAGUGGAAGAAGAGGAUCCAAGGUUUUGGAACAUAAAGGGGAAGGAAGCUCUCAUCUCAGCUUUAUCUCUGAAACCAAAUGUUCAUCGGGCCAAAAAUCUCAUCCUCUUCCUCGGAGACGGUAUGGGAGUUUCGACAGUGACGGCUGCUCGGAUUCUGAAAGGGCAGCUCAAUGGUAAAAAUGGAGAGGAGACUCUGUUAACCAUGGACAUGUUCCCUCACCUGGCUUUAUCCAAGACCUAUAAUGUGGAUCAGCAGAUGCCGGACAGUGCUGGUACGGCCACAGCGUAUCUGUGUGGUGUGAAAGCAAAUUACGGAACUCUGGGUCUCAGUGCUGCGGCUCGGCUAGGUCAGUGUAGCACCGCCAAGGGCAACGAGGUCAAAUCAGUCCUCCACCGUGCCAGAGCGGCAGGGAAGUCUGUGGGUGUCGUGACCACCACGCGAGUUCAGCAUGCAUCUCCAGGGGCAAAUUACGCCCAUAUUCCUGAUAGAGACUGGUACAGUGAUGCUGAGCUGCCUGCUAGUGCAGUGAGCGAAGGCUGCAAAGACAUCUCCUACCAACUCGUCCACAACACCGACAUUAAUGUGAUAUUAGGUGGAGGGAGACAGUACAUGCUGCCUAUAGGGACUGCAGAUCCUGAAUAUCCUUCAACCACCGGUGUCAGAAAGGACAAAACCAACCUGAUCGACGAGUGGCUUAAAAACAAAACGAACGCCUUUUAUGUGUGGAAUAAAGCUCAGCUCAACGCUGUGGAUGAGAAAAACACAGAUUAUUUAAUAGGUCUUUUUGAGCCAAAGGAUACCAGGUAUGAGCUGGAUAGGAAUCCAGAAACAGAUCCGUCACUCACAGAGAUGAUGGAAAAAGCCAUCAAGAUCCUCAGCAAGAACCCCAAUGGAUUUUACCUCUUUGUGGAAGGUGGUAGAAUAGAUCAUGGACACCAUGCAAGUGAAGCUAAACAUGCGCUGUAUGAAGCGGUGGAGUUUGACCGCGCCAUCGCUCGAGCAGCCGAGCUGACCAGUGAACUGGACACUAUGACUGUGGUCACCGCUGAUCAUUCACACGUGUUCUCUUUUGGUGGAAACUCACCCAGGGGCAAUCCAGUACUGGGACUUUCUACUAAAAUUGGCACUGAUAAGAAACCCUUCACCACCACUCUGUAUGGGAACGGACCAGGAUAUAUCGCCAAUGGAACACGGCCAGAUCUUAACUACACUAUUACAAGCAGAACCAAUUAUGUCCAGCAGUCUGCAGUUCCUCUCUCAUCUGAAACUCACGGUUCUGAAGACGUGGCCAUUUUUGCAAAAGGCCCGAUGUCUCAUCUUUUCCACGGUGUCCAGGAACAGAGCUACAUCGCCCAUGCUAUGGCCUAUGCGGCCUGCAUCGAGCCCUACACCGACUGUCACUUACAGCUGGAUUCCGAAACAGACCCAAAUCAUGCCGUUUCCAUCCGGCUCAGUGUCUGCGCUAUACUACUCAGUCUCUUCACUUCUCUCAUCCAUUUCCUCUAAAGGAGCUGCACUUUCACCCUGAACACUUAUUUCCCCUACAGAUUGUGCAACAUGCAGUAAUAUUGUGGAUUUUUGUGUUAAACCAGUGUCCUGUGCACAUGAUAUAAAUAUAAUAAUGUUAAUAAUGUAAUAAAUGUAGAUGUAAUUAGUGCAAUGUUAUUAACUAUCAAUAACAGACCCUUUACAGAUUAAGUAUAACAGAGAUAUCAGUGGUAUCUUUAUUAUUAUCACAUUUUACUGUAUUUUAUAGAAAGUCUAUUAAGUCUUUAUAGAAAGAUAGUCUGGCACAGCCAUAAUUUUCUGAGAUGGAUGUAAACAGCUCCCAGACCAUGUACACCAUCCAUAAUUUCAUCUAUGGUUAUUAAUUAUUUCAGUUAUAUUUUGAGAUGUCAGUAUUCUGCGCAGUAAUUACCCAUUUCCUGCAUAAAGUAUUUAAAAACAUAUCUAGGUUCUCUAGAUUUAUUUAUUACUUAAAUCUGCAUGUAAUGUGAAUGACUUUUCUAAACAUCACUUAUGUUAAACAGUAAAUGGAUGGUCAUGUGUAAUAAAUACCAUGAGUAACAAAAGGAUAAAACAUUAUACAUGAAAUUAAUAUGGCACUAUUUAUGAUGUACAAAAUGCACUGUUUAGAACUGUCACAUGACUCUCACUUCUGGGGUUAUCAUCAAUAAAAAAAAAAGUUUUA